This is a messenger RNA of Manduca sexta (tobacco hornworm), 8016 nucleotides long. RefSeq names its product zinc finger protein 665. The transcript is spliced from 6 exons. Lineage: Eukaryota; Metazoa; Arthropoda; Insecta; Lepidoptera; Sphingidae. The record is from RefSeq and is a predicted model, not a curated record. The coding region runs from base 290 to 2593 and encodes 767 amino acids.
GGAAAAUCUGAAAAAUCAAAACCACACGUUUUCUUGGCGUUGUUUGUUAUCCGGCGUUGCAGUUUUAUUGAAAUUCAUCUUUUGUUUCAGCUGCUGUAAUGUAAAAUGUAGUGCAAGACCGCUGUCCGAUGUGUGGCUAUAUGUUUUCAAUCAAAAUUAUAAAUAUGUAGCCGCGAGUCAAAUAACAAUAUCAUGUUUGCAAUAGCAGAUUUCACUCCCAUAUGACAUAGAUUAUAAUAGUAUACAUGGAUCACACAUAGCACCAGACAUCGGCAGCGGCGGAAUAAAAAUGGCUUCCACACAUAAAAUGGCAACAAAGGAGUUGGUCGACCUGAAUCAGUUGUACACGCUCCCGAAGCCGACCACGAUAGACUUGAUCGGCGGCAUCUACUGCCACAUCUGCGAGACGACGUUCAACACCAAGAAGGAGUACGACAGCCACUACUCCCAGCACGAGACGGGCACGCAGGACAUCGUGUAUACAUGCGUGGUGUGCCGCAAGCAGUUUGCCGGCUACCCCAGUUUCCGUGGACACUGCUACAUCAAGCAUGUCAACAGGGAUCGAUUCAAAUGUGAAUAUUGUUUCAAAUUAUGUUCUAAAUUGUCAGCGCUGAAACAACACGUGGCGGCCAUGCACACAUUUAUAUGCUCAUCAUGCAACCAAAAAUUCUCAACAAAAAAUGAUUUAGCGAUGCAUCAAAUUGUCCACAAAAUGGAGAAAUCGAAGCCCCCGCAUCAAUGCAACAGCUGCGGCGAUAGUAUAGAGAACCUGGACAUGUGCGAGCUGCACAUCGAGGAGAACACAAGCACCGAGUACCCAUGCCUCAUCUGCGAAGACACUCUGCCGAGCAAGCCUGACGCCACCCAGCACCUGACCAAACACUUCGGCGACGUACUUAUCGACGAGCCAGAGAUGGACGAGGAAGAAUCAAGGCCCCUGACCGAGGACUCAUCUAUAGACGUGAUCGGCGGCAUACUCUGCUGCUUCUGCGACGAACUGUACAAGACCAGGAUAGACUUCGACCUGCACUUUGUGACCGAGCACGGAGACAAGGAGCUCGUCUAUACAUGCAUCGUGUGCAACAAGAAAUACGACAAGUACAGCCCGUUCGCGAACCAUUACUAUUUUCAUCUAUCCAAAGACAAAUUUGAAUGCGACGAGUGCGGUAAGACAUUCCCGCGUCUGUCGCUGCUGGUGGUGCACACGGAGGCGUUCCACCCGGCCGGCGACCGCGGCGCGGGCGGCAAGCCCUUCUCCUGCAACGAUUGCGGGCACGGGUUCGGCACCGCGCCGCGCCUGCGCCUGCACUGGCGCGAGGCACACGCUCGCGAGCAGGUGGCGUGUCCGCAGCGCGGCUGCGGGCGCUCCUUCUCGUCGCCGCACGCGCUGCUGCUGCACGCGCGCGAGCACGGGCCGAAGCACGCGGCGCUGUGUCGCCACUGCGGCCUGCGCCUGCGCACGCGCGCCGCCGCCGAGCGACAUCUCGACCUGCACCGCGUCAAGCACUACGCGUGUCCGGUGUGCGCGCGCGUGUACCGCGAGAAGUACGUGCUGGUGAAGCACCUGCCGCAGCACUUCGAGACGGUGCUGCACGUGUGCAAGGUGUGCGGCAAGUCGUACGACGCGCGCUCGCGCCUCAUCGAGCACGCCAAGUCGCACACGGCGCAGCGCGCGCACACCUGCUCCUACUGCGGCAAGGGGUUCGUCAAGCCCUCCCUGCUGGAGCAGCACCUCAACGUGCACACCGGCCGCAAGCCGUACAAGUGUACCAAUUGUCCGAAGGCCUUCGCCAGUUAUCCAAACUGGGCGAAGCAUCUGCUACGCAUGCAUAGGGUCGAUCACAAGUUACUCAAGAAACAGUUGCCUAUUGAAGCUGAAACGAAAACGAAGCAUGAAACAGUAUCGCAACAAAUGGUUGUGAAACAACCGAUGCCCAAUGUGGCCUGGGUGACAGAGGCGAGGGAGACCAUGGAGAUGGUGAAUACAGUGGAGCCUGUGGAAAUGAUUGAGGCACUAGAGCCGACAGAGUUUCCAGAAGUGCAGGAGCAGACGGCGUUCCCAGAGGUGCAGGAGCCGACGGAGUUUCCGGAGGUUCAGCUGGCGGUGGCGACUGAGUCGACGCUGCAAGUGACUGCGCAGGCGAUGACGUUGCCUGGCGACUCGGACGACAGCACGCUCGACGGCAUCGACACGCAACUCAUCGAGCGCGAGCUGCAGAUGUUCUGCGACAGCAACAACACCGCGCAACAUGCCAUCCAAGACUUCGAAUUCGAGGACAUGCUGCCUGAUGAAGCCGCUUUGCUUAUUCCCGAACCUCCAGUUUGUCCCCCGGCGGUAGUUCCGCGCGAGUACGGUCCGGAGUUUGUGAACCAGGGAGCGACAGCGGCCGGCGCAGUCAUCGACCUGGACGACCACAUCAUGCCGCAUAUCGACCCGCUGCUCACCAUCAAGCAGGACGCGUGGCAGCCCGCCUACCAGCCGCUCUAUCAGCCGCUCUACCAGCCACUUUACCCGCCGCUCUACCAGCAGCAGUGUCCCACGUACGACGAACUCGCCGACGCCUCGCGAGCCCUCCUCACCGACAUAUUCUAAACGUUCACGCGGCAGCAAGUCCGCUACGAUUGCAUUUUGCUUUGUUGGCAGUCCCACGGCACCGAUGAACUUACCGGCUCUCCUGCGACCUUAUUGUUGUUAGAAUUAAACACUGGUUUUGCUAACAACUGGGGCGUGGCCUAAUUGUUUAGCCGCUGCGAUUGGCCGGUUUACUAUCGCAACUGGCUAUUUUUUAUUGAACAUUUUUGUGUUGUUAAAUUUUUGUCGCAGGAGACUCGGCUUAAAACUACUCCAAAUAGCGCGUGAGGGAUGAGUUAGCUUCGAGCGUUGAAUUAUAGUAUACGCGAUAUAUCGAUAUUUACAUACAUGUUUACCUGUCAAGUUAUUUCAAUAGCAUUUACACUGGAGUACAUUAUAUUUACUGUUAGUUGUUCUACGUAACUCUCGGGGUUGCAUCCCUCACGUCCGGUCGGUGUCGGUGUGUGCUCCGCUAACCACUAAUGUAGAAGUAAAUAGUUAUAAUAGUAUUUUAUCUGGGACGGACGGUGUAUACAGGGUGUUUGUUCCAAAAAUCGGAUGUUAACGAACGAAAUAGAACCAAAUAGACAACUUCGAAUUUAAAGUCAAUAGACCUCUAUACAUCCACACGGAUGCUCAAACGGAACGAACGCAAGUUUUUGUUACUAGAAUUUAAAGAAAGUACGACCGAUUUCGAUUUUGGAUCAGCCACCCCCGCGUAGUGUUUGCGAGUUAUUGUUGUUUGACGCGGGCCGCGCCGUCCGUCCGUCCACACAGCUACCUCAGGCGAGAACGAGUAUAUACCUCACUAAUAGGAAAUAUUUUAAUGUUGAUGAUAUACAUGUAUAACGUAAAUCCCACCAAACAUUAGUUGGUUAAUGUUUAAUCAUAUUCAUAAUUCUACCUCAUUUAGUUUAAGUUUUCGCUUUAGUGCAUCGCUUGUUUGUCGGUUUCGGCCGACGUGUUGCCUUCUCGGCUACACGGUUAUCGACGCAGAACAAUGAACCUACAGACGCCAUAUAUACCGACCCUACUUUAUUGAAUCAUUGAACUGUAUAUCAUUGCUCAUAUAUUUUUAUAUAUUAAGCACAUCAUCAUCACAUCAUUGGGUUCACUUAUGAUGCAGUGACCGGAAUUAAGUGAUAACGACUCUUGCCGGUUGAUACUUCUGUACCGCAAUUUCCAUGUCUUGCUGGAUAGCAAAACGGCCACCGGUAGUAGCCUUAACGAUUAAAAAAAACAAAACAGUUUAUAUUUGAUAAAUCCUGAUUUAUCAGUCUUAUUUUCUCGCUUUUUGUUUCACCUUAAAAUAGACUAUCUGAGUACAGUAUCAAUGCGAGAGUAUGAUCUAUAAUCAGCGGCUAAUCUUGGCCUGUGCAGGUUGUUUGUAAUGUGGCGUCUUGUAGGUUCGUUCGUCUGUGCUUCAACAUGACAAUGCUCUACCAUCCCUUCCCCUUUUCGAAAAUUUUGAUGCGAGUGUUGGACACGUGGUCUGUGUUUUUGAGAAUUUAUCGCUCCUUGUUAGUGAUGUGACUAUCUAGGAUUUGUAAAUUCAAAUAGGUGUUCCGACGAUGGCACAUCACUAGCCCUAAAACAUUGUUGUAGUGCCAUUUCAUUCAUAUGCGUGACAAAUUUAUCGAUAAGUAUUAGACAGGGCACUUAAAUUCACCGAGUGUUUUAAUUUUUCUGAACAAAUAUGUGUAGAGUUAUUCCGUGACGCGUCAAAAGACAUAUCUGGUCGCGGUCAGCACGGGAGUAACUCGAGCGCAUGUCGAUGAUGACACGAGGUUGCGUCGUCAGUUCGAUUGUUUCGAUCCAAAGCUAGGCUAAGAUGUUUUGGUGGUCAAAUUUCGCUUUGUAUAUAUUUCGGUUUGGCGGCACUGUGUUGCUGCACGCGGCGCCGCCCGCGUGCCCACGCUGUUUCUAACCACUGCAUAUCUCGCGGUCACACGGAUUUGAUGAAUUUAGUUUCGCUAAUUUGUGUUUUAUACAAUUUUAUUUAACAUAAAAAUUCUCCCCCAUUGGUCUGAGUCCAGCGAUGGUGUGCUCAUGCAUUUGUAAUUCGAUUCCUUUUUAUUAUUAUUAUUAUUUUUUUAUUAUUGAAAGUCUCGACGCCAAGCGUCGCGGCUUUAGUGUAAGUGAAUCGAUAGUGCUGUGAUAUUUUUAUGUAUAUUAGAGUUAAGGAUAAAGAGCGUAAUGAACGAGUGAGUACAAAACAUAAUGUUAUUUAUCGGCAACUGGAUGUCGGGCGCGUGCCCCUCCCCGCUCCCCGCGGCACACCGCCGCCCCCCAAACGUAACGAACCGCUGUACUUACUGGAGAUGCUAGUCGGGGGUCGGCGUGUCAUGCCAAAUAUACAACGUACAGACAUUCCGUUGCGGUUUUGUUAUAAUAAAUAUGUUUGGAGACAUUUGGCUCAGAUGGUCGCCCCGGGUCGCGAUCACUUUGCAGGCUUGCUCGAGUCUUGCAUUGUUCAUAGAUCGGCGCCCGGGGUCCAACGUAUACCCAAGACACGUGAAAAUAGGAGAAUUUAAUAUCGAUACAAAAUUGUGCAUAAUUUAAUAAAACAUACAACUGGCACGUUCGCCAGACAAAACGACUACGUAUUCUUAAAAAAGAAACGAGCUGCGAAAAAUAUAUAAAAAAAUGUUGAAAAUGAGAGAAAGAUUAUAUUUAACUCCGAAAUAUAUUUUGGAGAGAAAUAUUUACAAGUUUGAAGAGAGGGGUCUUAGUGAUAGAUCUAUCCAAAGACUGUUAGGUAUUAUAACUUCGAUUUGAACUUGAAUUUGACUUAAUAAGUCAGGGAUUUUUAAAAAUGUGGAAAAAGUCAGAUGUUAUGAGAUCAAAACAGUAAUAGAACAUGGUGUAGCAUCGAAAAUCACAGGCUUUUGACAAGAAUUCGACAAAAAUAUAAAUUAUGUAUGUAUACGCUAGAUUUGGCGCCUCAUACGCCUCGACAAGGUAGCAGGCUGUUGUGCAAAAUUGAUAACAAAAGAACUGUUAACAACCGGCUAGUUGGACACGGCAUGAGCGAUUCACAUCGGCUCGAUGCUUCUAAAUUACAUUUUAAAUUAUACCGCGUCCCCGCGGCCCGGACGGACAGGAUGUGGGAUAUAUGUGCUCGUUACCGAGCACCGGUUACGCGAAAAUAGACUGUCCGUAGAUCGGUCGAUAAUUUAAUUGAUUAUCGAUACAUGAGAAAAUCGAUGUUGCAACAUUCCUUGUCGGUUCGGGUGGCGGGGACGAAAACCAUCACGCUAGAUUGGUACCUCCGUUUUGGUAACUGUGCGGUAGCUGGUAUUUAAAAAGUAAAAUGAUAAUCGAUUCAAAAAAAAUUGUAAUUCGAUUUCCAAUCGAAUAAUAUUUCGAUGUUUUAAAGUGAAUGUAGUUUUCGUCUACAAUAAUUGGUGUUGUGCGACAUGAUGUCGUUGCGCGCAGUGUAGCGCUGCGUGCAUUUCGUUGCUUCCUCUCACACGGGCCGGCGCCGGAGCCCGAGCCCCGCGCGUGUGAGAGGGGCUCACACGCCACUACCGCCCAGUGCGCGACGCUGUCCGUUCCGCGCGAGCUUGCGACAGCGUACAAACAUAGCAUUAGCUACAAUAUAAGUGUGUCGUGAACCUCUGCAGAGGCUUUCAUUAUUCAAUAUAAAUAGUACUUAUGCAAAACUUCUGUAAUCAUCAAAUUAAAUACCAUUUCGAUGUUUCGUUGCAAAGGGAGCAAUCGCGUGUUUUCCACACAUAAUAAGGCAUAAAUAAUACACUGCAAUGUUGGUUUUUCAAUGCAGACAAAAGACAGCUUCUGAUUAAACUAGGUUAAGAACGCCAAAUUUGAAGUAGUCAUUUUUAUAUAUUUUUUUUAUUACACUGAUCGAAAAUUAGCUCAGUUGUACCCUUUGCGACCGUAUUUGUCCCUAGCUUUUAGGUGUUAGGUUAGAGUCGAGCACAGGGUAUUGUGGUUCUAUUUUAAUGGAAGUGUUAUAUGAUAACUCGAUUAGUAGGCGUUUAACAGCAUCAGACAACAGUUGGCUGCAUAAUACUACCCCAAUACCCGACACGUGUACAAAAUAGUUCCAUAAAAAUCUGUCUCUUUAAUGUUAAGAUUCUGACCGGGUUCUACAACUUUGGUUUUUCAAAUUUAUCGAUAAAAAAAUACAAAAAAAAAUAUGUAUGUGUAAAAUGACUCGUAAACCCGGUCGAUGUUACGUGUAGCAAACUAAAUUUCAUUUUCUAAAAUGCGUAAUUCAUUUAGAUACAGUAUUGUGCAUAAUAAUAGUGUUUACUUUUCAGUUAUUUUGGGCGUCAUUCUAUAUAGUCGUAUGUGAAAACGUCUCUUGUACAUAUUCUUUUGUGAAGUUAUCCUUAGAUCUUGUACAGGAUCGUCUAAUAAUCAUGUUGUAUUGAGAUUAUAUUAAUGGUGAACGGUUGUCGAUGAGAUUUCAAAUGUCGAUAAGAAUAGUGAAGCAGCGCGACAGUCUACUAGGGAUACCGCUAUUUAUUCGAAUGCAUCGAUUGCAAAUAUUAUUACAUAGCUUGUAUGUUGUUAAGUAUUUCGUUUGGAUUUAUACCUUUAUACCAUAGAUAAUAAUUAUACACGUUUAAUUUUUUUGAGGUGCUAUUAUUGUGGACCUCUGGAAACUAGGAUAACUCGUUUUAUAAUAUUUGCGUGGUUCAUUUUACGCGGAAAUCUUGUCGAUAAGCAAGUAGCUCGCGUUGGUAAGUCAUCCGUGAUUUUUCUACGUUUUGUUGUUUGUGACGCCGGCUCGGCACUUCUUCGGAAGUCGUAUUUCUAAGAACAAUCGCGGUCGACUAAUAACACACCAACGCUUUUCCUGUUGGAGAAAAGGAUAAUAUUUAAAACUGCUUUUUCGCUUUGAUGUUUUUAUAAAGAAAUUGUCAUGAAACGCAUACUAUUUAAGGAAAUUAUUGUAUUUUUGUGCGUCAAGCUUGUAAUUGUAAAUAGGUAAAGCUGUUCAUUUCUUUUCUGUACGAUUACUGGAUUUACUUUUUGUAAGAUAAGCAUCGUGUUAAGGUUGACCAACGCUUGCUGCGCGAGAGGCACUGCCCCUGACAAAAUUGUAGCAAUUAACAAUCAGAACAUCUAGCGACGCGUACGCGGUUGCGCCUGGCAACAGUCUCUCUCGCACGGCCGAGCGACUAAGUACCGAACUACCUCUGCAUGCCUCCAUGUAUAACAGUAAUUAUAUUUGUUACUAUGCUGUGUAAGUUUUACACGUUGAUAUAACUAUUCUAUUUUGUACUUUAUUAUAUUUAAAACAGUUGUAAUUGUAAGGGACAUAGGUUUUACAUUUACCUUAGCGCUGGUCGCGCGUGGUAAGGCGCCGACGUUGUAUGCAUGUUAUUUUCCUUAUUAAUUAGGACGCUACUCGAAAAUCUGAUUGGAAUUUUAUUGAUCCUUUAAACAUAAUAAACAAUCUGACUAGUUCA